Cajanus cajan (pigeon pea) is the source of this 981-nucleotide messenger RNA. Its product is annotated as retrovirus-related Pol polyprotein from transposon RE1. Lineage: Eukaryota; Viridiplantae; Streptophyta; Magnoliopsida; Fabales; Fabaceae. The record is from RefSeq and is a predicted model, not a curated record. Gene Ontology annotation, molecular function: nucleic acid binding; zinc ion binding.
AUGAUUGUUCAAAUAAACCCUCUCCUCGAUCCUCUCAGUCCAUAUUUUCUUCCUUCCAACAAAAAUCCUUCAAUCAGUUUGGUUUCUGCACCUCUAAAUGAUCACAAUUAUCUUUCUUGGUCGCAAUCUAUGUUACUUGUUCUUAGAACCAAAAACAAACUCGCAUUCGUCGAUGGAUCUCUCGCUCGACUUGCCACUGCCGGAGUGAAUCAAACAACUUGGGAUCGUUGCAACAAGUUGGUUAUUUCCUGGAUCGUACAAUCGCUGGAUACAUCCCUAAUUUUGAGUGUAAUUUGGAUGCCAACAGCUUCUCAAAUAUGGAAUGAUCUCAAGAAACGGUACUACCAAGGUGAUGUCUUUAGAAUCUCUAAAUUGCUUGAGGAAAUCUACUCACUAAAACAAGGUAAUAUAUCCAUUACCCAUUACUUCACAACCUUACAAGGACUAUGGCAAGAAUUAGAUCAUUUCUGUCCUAUACCUUCGUGCACUUGCUCUACUACUUGUUCUUGUAAACUCAUCCCUACUAUUCAGUCAUAUAGGGAGAGAGAAUAUGUCAUACGAUUUCUUAAAGGAUUGAAUGAGCAGUAUUCCAAUGUAAGAUCUCAAGCAAUGUUGAUGGACCAUUUUCCAUCGGUGCAAAAGGUUUUCUCAAUGCUCUUGCAACAAGAAAGAGAACUCCAUGGUACCAAUGAUAAUCAGGUAUUGGCAGUGACUUCUAAUAAUGAAAGGAACAACUAUAAAGGAUCCAAAACAUUUAAAAGAAACAAAGACUACAACACAAAGGUAUGUUCUCAUUAUGGGAGGAUUGGUCAUCUAGUUGAUUCAUGUUAUAAGAAACAUGGUCCUCCACUACACCACAAGCAUGGCAGAGUUGUGAACCAGUACCAAUCAGUUUCUGAUGAGGAUAUUGAUGAUGAUCAAUCUGUCCAAUCUCAGAGAGUAGUCUCCCAUAAUUCAAGGAACAUGUUUACUCCAAAAUAG